UUUGUUCUUUGUGAAAGGAUCAGCUUAUGUUCGACGAGAUGGCGGUACAGUUCUGCACUCUUAUAACAAAAAUGAUUUGCCCGUUCAAAUAUCCAUUACCGAUACCUUUGGCUCGAAAAAUCAUGAUCACAGAGAGCCACUGACGAGCGCUCAAGUACAAGCACAA
This is a messenger RNA of Ambispora leptoticha, 166 nucleotides long. The record is from the annotation of a GenBank genome assembly. Lineage: Eukaryota; Fungi; Glomeromycota; Glomeromycetes; Archaeosporales; Ambisporaceae.